AUGCUGAGCAGUUCCAGCUUUACUCUGGUGCUCCUUGAACUUUGGAUCUGUCUCCUGGUGGCAGAAGCUUCCUCAGCAUGCAACAUCAUAGACGACACAGCCUGGUGUGGCGUGAGGAACCUACGAGAGGUGCCUCCUCUACCUCAUUAUAUAACUAAAGUGGAUCUCAGUCUGAAUGACAUCGAGGAGAUCCAUGAGGAAUCCUUCAAGGGCUCUGAAGCCAUACAAAUUCUAAUCCUGGACCAGCAGAAUCGACCUCUUACAAUCAAAAACAAUGCGUUUAGGCGACUGUCCAAUCUGACAGAAGUGUAUCUCAGAUACAACAGGUUCCUCCGACUGGAACCGGGAGCGUUUCACGGAUCGCUCAAGCUUCAGACUCUCGACCUCACGUACUGUUCGCUGAACGACUCUAUUCUGUUGGGUGAGAGUUUGAGAACUCUGGUGUCUCUGGAGAAACUGAUACUUAAGGACAACCAGAUAAAAAGGAUCCAUCCGGCUUCGUUCUUCAUCAACAUGAGCAAACUGCACACGCUGGACGUCUCUCAGAACUGGGUUACGAGUCUGUGUGAGAACGAUUUAUGGGACGGUUUUCAGGGGAAACACUUCAAGCUGCUAAAAUUCAGAGAUGUUAAACUGACCGAUAUGAAUCCGUACUGGUCCGGAUGGGGCGAGUGUGGAAACCCGUUUAGGAACAUGUCCAUUACUGAGCUGGAUUUGUCUCAAAAUGGCUUCAGUGUGGACCUUGCAGUGCGGUUCUUUAGAGCCAUCAGAGGAACCAAAAUUCACUCUCUAAUCCUUAAAUAUAGUGGUAGCAUGGGUAAGGGUGUGUGGUUCAACAACUUGAAAGACCCAGACCAAAAUACGUUCAAGGAUCUUUCUGAGAGCGGUGUUAGGGUUCUGGAUUUGUCCAACGCUCGGAUAUUUGCUUUAAAGAACUCAGUGUUCAGUUACGUUCCAGAUCUGGAGCAAAUCUCCUUGGCUUUUAAUUCGAUCAGCCAAAUUGAGACGGGUGCUUUUGCCGGACUGAGGCGUUUAAAAUCGCUCGAUUUGUCCCAUAACCUCCUGAUUAAAAUCGGUUCAAGAUCAUUUGAGAAUCUGUGCAGUCUUGAGGUGCUCGAUUUAUCCAACAACAACAUCAGGACACUGAUGCCCGACUCGUUUAAAGGACUGGGCCGUCUGGUUCGACUGAACCUUUUACAAAAUCCUGUACAAAAGGUGCAUGUUUUGGGUAUCGUUCCACAACUGCAGGUAUUUUACUACGACAAAAUGACCGAAUCGUCCACAUCAAACAAAAACCACAUUUAUUGAUUUAGGGGUGUGACAGGAUUUAGUAACGCUGGAGAUUUCCAGUUCAUGUUUGGUUUUGUGGUUUUAUUUACUAAAUA
Messenger RNA from Trichomycterus rosablanca, 1385 nucleotides. Its product is annotated as toll-like receptor 5. Bases 1 to 1308 code for a protein of 435 amino acids. Gene Ontology annotation, molecular function: protein binding. The record is from RefSeq and is a predicted model, not a curated record. The transcript has a single exon. NCBI's taxonomy places the organism in Eukaryota, Metazoa, Chordata, Actinopteri, Siluriformes, Trichomycteridae.